AAGGUAAGAGAAAAGUUGUCCCUCUUAAUAAGAAAAGCUGAUAAUUUCUUUAGAGUACACUCAAAACAAAUGAAGAAUCUAACACAACGACAUAAAAAAUUCUUAAAUUUAUUAAUUUAUUAAUUUCAUAACAAAAAUUAUAACUUAUCCGAAACAACCAGAAGCCCCAUCCACAAUUAGUUCUUACCUGUUGAGUCUUGGUGUUUAAUGAUUUAUAGAGGCCUGUCUGUCUUCACCAAUCUUUUGUUCGAAGUUUAAAUAAUUGCUGCAGUUCAAUAGCUAGUUGAGAAAUUGGGGGAAAUGGAAUGGGCAGUAAGGGUUCAAAUUCUUUCUCAAAUGGGCAUUUCAGAGGUUCCGUCACAAUACAUUCAACCCCCCAAGAACCGGCCUGAAUCUGUAACUGAAAAUAUAGCUGAUUUGAGCUGCAAACAUGUCCCUGCCGUUGAUCUAUGCAGUGAAAAGGAGUCCGUCCUCCCAGCCAUUCGAGAGGCUUGUCGAGAAUGGGGAGCUUUUCAUGUUUUCAACCAUGGGGUACCUACGAAACUGUUGGAUGGUUUGAGGAGAGCCUGUCUUCCUUUUUUCAAUGAUUUCCAGAUGGAGGAUAAACUUAAAUAUGCUUGCAAUCCAAAUUUUGCUGCCUCUGAGGGAUACGGUAGUCGUUUGCUAGUAAGCUCUGAAAAUGAAACUGUUUUGGAUUGGAGGGACUAUUUCGAUCACCAUACGUUACCUCUUUCACGCCGCAAUCCUUCAGCUUGGCCUCAUUUUCCUCCCGAAUACAGGGAAUUGAUGGCUAAUUAUAGCGAUGAGAUGAGAGUGUUGGCUCAGAGACUAUUGGCAUUAAUGUCUGAGAGUUUAGGACUGAAGGCGUCCUGCAUUGAAGAUGCAGUCGGGGAGUUCUAUCAGAACAUAACAGCCAGUUAUUAUCCUCCUUGUCCGCAGCCAGAUUUGACGUUGGGCCUGCAAUCUCAUUCUGAUAUAGGUGUCAUCACGCUUCUAAUACAGGACGAUGUUGGCGGCCUUCAAGUGCUCAAGGAUGGGGAGUGGCUCUUGGUCGAUCCCCUUCCAAAUGCCAUCCUUGUUCUUGUGGCUGACCAAACUGAGAUUAUAACUAAUGGGAAAUACAAAACCUGUGUGCACCGAGCCAUAACAAAUGCAAGCAAAGCCCGUCUCUCAAUCGCCACUUUUCAUGACCCAGCCAAGACUGUCCGAAUAUCCCCCGUCUCUGAUCUUGUGAGUCAAUCUUCCCCACCUCUGUACUCUUCGGUUCUUUACAGAGACUACUUGUCUUCAUGGUACUCAAACGCCCCUGAAGGAAAACGAAAUCUUGACAAGCUCCUGCUUGACACUUCAAAGUAAAUUGAAAACGCCCGUGCUCUCUGCAACUUAACCCUGUAAUCAGUUCAUGCUCUUUUCAUUUCAUAACUCAAAAACAUUUUCAGCUAUUGUUCUGCACUGUAUGCAAUAAAGAAGAGGAAUAAGAACAGUCAGGUGUUAUUUCAUUUGUGCAAUGAGAUAAAGUUUGAUGUUUGCAUUGAAGCUUCAAAAGCAUAGGGGGAUUAGAUGAAGACUACACAAUUACUGAAUUACAGAAGUUGAGGCCUCAUUAUACAUGAAAUGAAAAUAUGUUGUUUUAUAAUAAUUCCAUACACUAUGGGAAGCUCGGUGCUUGGACUUUUUACAAGCAAA
Messenger RNA from Gossypium arboreum, 1686 nucleotides. RefSeq names its product jasmonate-induced oxygenase 4. The coding region runs from base 301 to 1356 and encodes 351 amino acids. The record is from RefSeq and is a predicted model, not a curated record. The transcript is spliced from 4 exons. Lineage: Eukaryota; Viridiplantae; Streptophyta; Magnoliopsida; Malvales; Malvaceae.